AUGGUUUUUGAUGAUGAAGAAGAAGAGAGACCCAAGAAACGAUUCAAAACAAAUGGUAGUGGUUUCAAGAAAAGAAAAUCCAGCUUGUCUGAUCCGAAUCCAACGGUUGCCGACAGUGAGCCAAACCCCUUGCCAGUGAGAGAAUAUGAUGCUUCCGACCACCCACAGAGGGAUCCGAAUCCCAAUGUUCCUAGGCCAGAAGUUCCUCCACCAGCAUGUUCAUCGUCCGAACGUUGGCAAGCUGUGUUUGAGGAGGCUAAGACCUUCGCACCACGCGUAGGCAACACCCGAUGUCCUGCAGAUUCAACAGCAUGGAGUCACGCCCAGACCAUUUUGGAAACCACCAUGAAGAUCACAGACAUGUUUGUGCGCAGGGGUACGGAACGUUUUCAGGUGCCACUUCAAGCCCCAGCGUCCCAUCAGUUUCCUUUGCGGUAUACAGUAUGUUUGCAUCGUGAGACAUCAGCCAUUCAUGACCUUGGUUUAGAAAACUGGCAUGAGAGCACCAGAGCUCAACGCAUCCGAAAGUGUAUCCCAUGCAAGCUUAUCAUAACCAUGUUUGGAUGCUCUCCUGAGAUUGAAUCUGCACCCGCAAAAGAAGUAGCCGAUGAUGCUGAGAAGACGAUGGCUCCCUCAGAACCGCCCACAGCAAUUCGAGUGUCCGGCAAUCAAGGGUUGCCAGCUGCAGUUCACGAGCGUACUAGCAAUGUUCCAUGUGAAGGUUGGGCACCACCUCCGGUACCACUUCACGGGCCAAAGUUCAGGUUGCUGAAUGCCCAGGAAAAACAAGACCUAGUGAAAUUGCACAAGAAUUUGGGUCACCCAGAUCCCAUAAGACUAGCACAUCACCUCAAAGAAGCCGGAGCCCAUGAACAUGUGAUUGAAGCCGCCAAGGAGUACAUUUGCGAUGCAUGUGUGGAGACUUCAAAAUUCCGUCAUCAGAGACCAGCCAAGCUUCAUGAUCCAAAAGAAUUUAACGAGUUGUUGGGUAUUGAUGGUUUUUUUUGGACAGGACGUAGGUUGCAGAAUCGUCAUCUUGAACACGUGGUGCCCGUCUUCAAGGAAAUGUGGAUGUCUUGGGCCGGACAACCGACCGGUAUUUACUCUGACCCCGCCGGGGAGUUCCGUGCUGGACAUUGGCUUGAUUUCUUGCAACAACAGAACAUAGAGCCACGUUUGUCCACCGAAGCAUGGCAGAAGGGACGCAUUGAAAGACAUGGUCAAAUCAUCAAGAACAUGUUGGAUCGUUUUGAUCGAGAAAAGAAAAUUGAAGACGUUCAAGAACUUGACCAAGUCCUUCAGUCCUGUUUCCAAGCCAAGAAUGCACUCGCUCGUCAUCAAGGUUUUUCACCAGAGCAAAUUGUGUUGGGAAAAGCCACUAAGGUGCCUGCUUCCCUAACAUCUGAUGAACAUGCCUCAGCCCAUAGCCUAGCUGAUGGAUCUGACCUUGAAAGCGAAGUUUUUCGGAGAAACCUUGACAUCCGUUCCAGAGCAAGACGCAUGUUUGUGCUUGCCGACAAUGACUCGGCGAUCCGCAGAGCUUUACUCCGCAAGUCACAACCGCAUCCUGGAACCUAUGAGAUAGUUGAUGCAGCCGAGACAGAGAAUGUUCUGUCGUGCUAUGAGAUCAGUGACUUCCUACAAGAGGAUCCGAUUCACGAAUGGAAUGUGUUCCAAUCGGGCACUGAGUCCUCCGAUAUUUGCCUGGCCGAAGAUGGUUUGCCCCUUUUAGAUGUAGCGUCUGCCGGAAAAAGGGCCCGAGCCGAAGUCCAGAUCAAAGAUCUGACCGCAGCCGAAAGACGGCUUUUCGACACUGCCAAGGAAGCUGAGUUAUCAUGUUGGCUUCAAACAAGCCUCAUUGGCAGUUUGCAGUACGCCACCACGAACACCAGACCAGAUGUGGCUGCAAAGCUUGGGGAAAUCCAAGUUCAGUUGUCGAAACCGACUGUCUCGACCCUGAUGGAGGCCAACAAAGUUCUGCGUGAGGCAUUUCGUCAAAUGCAUGCUGCCGUGGUCGUAACGGACUGCAAAUCCCUGUAUGAUCUUGUGAGCCGCAGAGCGAUGCCAUCGUGCGAAGAAUAUCGCACAACGCUGGAAGUCCUUCUUAUCAAG
Molecule: messenger RNA, 2112 nt
Organism: Cladocopium goreaui
Lineage: Eukaryota; Dinophyceae; Suessiales; Symbiodiniaceae
Source: the annotation of a GenBank genome assembly